Messenger RNA from Diabrotica balteata, 1407 nucleotides. The record is from the annotation of a GenBank genome assembly. NCBI's taxonomy places the organism in Eukaryota, Metazoa, Arthropoda, Insecta, Coleoptera, Chrysomelidae.
GUCACUCGUAAGAGUGACCCUGACUGCUUCAAAAUAAAAUUAAAUUGCGUGUUUAAAAUCUUUAUAAAUUAUGUAAAGGAAUACAAUUUUAAUUAAUGUCUGUUAUUAAACAUUUUACAAUGGCUAAAAUAGAAGCCGCUGUGCUGAAAAGCAAAUUUAAAGGGUGUCUUCUCGGAGCACUCGUCGGAGAUUGUACUGGUUCCCCGUUUGAAGGAGACACCAUCACCCAUGGAGACAAAUUAAUCAUUCAGAAGUAUUUCGAUAGAAUGCAAGAUCCUACCUUCAGCGCUCCAUAUAAAUCCUACACAGAUGACACAGCUAUGAUGAAGUCAGUAGCUAAAUUUUUGACUGACAAACCAGAACCUGACUACAAAUUUCUAGCUAGACUAUUUGUUAAUGAAUAUUUCAAAGAACCCAAACGCGGAUAUGGACAAAAUAUUGUAGAUGUUUUUCGUAAACUGAAAAAUACCAAAUAUGAAGAUGUUUUCAAACCAGCUAAAGAACAAUUUUUAGGGGAAGGAUCUUUUGGAAAUGGAGGUGCAAUGAGGAUAGCACCCAUAUCCCUUUAUUUCCAUGAUAAUUACAAAGCCAUGGUUGAGGCUGCUACAAAUGCCACAAAAUUGACUCAUACACACAUAUUAGGAGUAAAUGGGGCUAUUCUGCAGUCUAUAGCUAUACAACUUGCUCUGAAAUGUGAUCCAGAAGCCAAGAUUGAUGCUGAGAGGUUUUGUGCAGAGCUGUAUAGAAGGAUGAGAAAAAUUGAGAGAGUAGAAGAGGACUUGGAUGAUAUUGAAGAAGAUGAAAGUGCCAGUAGAAGAGCUUACCAAGAUAAAAUAAGAAUUGUGGAAUACUUAAUUGGGAAAAAGGAUGAUGACGAAUUAGACGAAGAAGUUAUAUUAACUUUAGGAAAUGGUAUAAGUGCCUAUGAAUCUGUUCCUACAGCCAUUUAUUGCUUUUUGAAGGCCCUGAAGGAAAUACCACAUAUCCAGACUGACAACAUAUUCAGAAGAACCAUUCAGCAUGCAGUGACAUUGGGAGGUGAUACAGACACCAUAGCUUGCAUGGCGGGGGCAAUUGCUGGAGCCUAUUUAGGAGAAGAAGCCAUCAAUCCAAUUCUUGCUAAAAAUUGUGAAUUUUCUAAAGAAAUAGUUGAAGUCGCAGAAAACCUAUAUACUGCAAAGGAAGGGCCUCCUUAAAUUAUGUAUAUGUUGCAAAUUUGCUACUUAAUUCAAUGGAAUUGUACUUUGAUUAGUGAUAACAGUGUAAAAAAUUUUCAAUGGUAACAAUGUUUGUUGCUUGUUCUUUUUGUAGUGUUAUAACAUGCUGCAAUUUCCCAAAUUUAUGUAACUCUUUGUCUAAGCAUAUUUUGUUUUAUUAUAUUCCCUUAUUAAAUGAUUUAUAUAGCAA